Messenger RNA from Pelobates cultripes (western spadefoot toad), 229 nucleotides. NCBI's taxonomy places the organism in Eukaryota, Metazoa, Chordata, Amphibia, Anura, Pelobatidae. The record is from the annotation of a GenBank genome assembly.
AUGUCGGAUAUGCCAGAACCAGCAGUUUCUGCCGAACUUAAGGCUUACCUAUUCAAUGCCAUUACUGAAUCUAUACCCAAAGCUUUAGCGGCUUUCCGCGAACAGACAGUCCUAGCCCCUACGGCGACCAUUACCCAACUCUCAGACUCCGAGGAUUCUCACGCUUCAGAGCAUGAUGAAGCCCCUCGCAAACGCCCUUGGAAGGGCGAGAGCGCCACCGCCGGUAAAG